This is a messenger RNA of Otolemur garnettii (small-eared galago), 2298 nucleotides long. It is a transcript of the gene CDK6, whose product is annotated as cyclin dependent kinase 6. Gene Ontology annotation, molecular function: cyclin-dependent protein serine/threonine kinase activity; cyclin binding; ATP binding. Gene Ontology annotation, cellular component: nucleus; cytoplasm; cyclin-dependent protein kinase holoenzyme complex. The record is from RefSeq and is a predicted model, not a curated record. NCBI's taxonomy places the organism in Eukaryota, Metazoa, Chordata, Mammalia, Primates, Galagidae. The transcript is spliced from 8 exons. Bases 518 to 1498 code for a protein of 326 amino acids. Gene Ontology annotation, biological process: regulation of cell population proliferation; signal transduction; protein phosphorylation.
CGCCGCUGUGCCCACCCCCUAGCCGGAGAGAGUGCUGGUAAGUCCUUCCCCAGAGUCUGGUUACCUGCUCCGCGCGGCCGCGGACACGUGCGGAGGUCCGACUGACACUGGCAGACCCCGCGGGAGGCCGGACGUGACCCGGCCCCUCAGGUGCAAUGAUUGUGGACUGAGACGCGCUCGGGCAGAGGCUGUGUAAUCAUCUCCGCGUCUGUGCAGAAGACUUCGCUUCGGAGAGGGAAGAGGAGGGAUCGGCUCGCUCCUCCGGCGGCAGUGGCGGCGACUCUGCAGGCGGAGUUUUGCUGCGGCACCAAGGUUGCGCCAGCCCCGCGGGGAGGUCGCUCCAUCCAGCCUAGGCGUAGCGAGAACCCCAGCGCCGCAGAGCCCGAGCAGGCUGAGGGCGAGGGAGGGCGAGACUGAGCUCUCCAGAGCCCCGGAGGAAGCGAGCGGCGGCCGCGAGCAAGUCGAACGCACCCCCCGCCCGCCCCAGUGGCGCCACGCCGGGUGGCGUCCAGGCGGCAUGGAGAAGGACGGCCUGAGCCGCGCUGACCAGCAGUACGAGUGCGUGGCGGAGAUCGGGGAGGGCGCCUACGGAAAGGUGUUCAAGGCCCGCGACUUGAAGAACGGAGGCCGUUUCGUGGCGCUGAAACGCGUGCGGGUGCAGACGGGCGAGGAGGGCAUGCCGCUCUCCACUAUCCGCGAGGUGGCGGUGCUGAGGCACCUGGAGACCUUUGAGCACCCCAACGUGGUCAGGUUGUUUGAUGUGUGCACAGUGUCACGAACAGAUCGAGAAACCAAACUAACAUUAGUGUUUGAACAUGUUGAUCAAGACUUGACCACUUACUUGGAUAAAGUUCCAGAGCCUGGAGUGCCCACUGAAACCAUAAAGGAUAUGAUGUUCCAGCUUCUCCGAGGCCUGGACUUUCUUCAUUCACACCGAGUAGUGCAUCGUGAUCUAAAACCACAAAAUAUUCUGGUGACCAGCAGUGGACAAAUAAAACUGGCUGACUUUGGCCUUGCCCGCAUCUACAGUUUUCAGAUGGCUCUUACCUCAGUGGUCGUCACGCUGUGGUACAGAGCUCCAGAAGUCUUGCUCCAGUCCAGCUAUGCCACCCCUGUGGAUCUCUGGAGUGUUGGCUGCAUAUUUGCAGAAAUGUUUCGUAGAAAGCCUCUUUUUCGUGGAAGUUCAGAUGUUGAUCAACUAGGAAAAAUCUUGGAUGUAAUUGGACUCCCGGGAGAAGAGGACUGGCCUAGAGAUGUUGCCCUUCCCAGGCAAGCUUUUCAUUCAAAAUCUGCCCAACCAAUUGAGAAGUUUGUAACGGAUAUUGAUGAGCUAGGCAAAGACCUACUUCUGAAAUGUUUGACAUUUAAUCCAGCCAAAAGAAUAUCCGCCUACAGUGCCCUGUCUCACCCAUACUUCCAGGACCUGGAGAGGCGUAAGGAGAACCUGGAUUCCCACCUGCCACCCAGCCAGAACACCUCAGAGCUGAACACAGCUUGAGGUCCAGCAGCUGGCUUGAGCUGAUCUUCCGCAGAACACCCUUGGCGGCUCAUUUCCCCUGAGCUAGCCCUGCAGAGCUGUUGAGGGUCACUGUCUGGAGGCCUUCCAGCUGCUGUCUUCUGGAUGGGCUCUGCCUCUCCAAGGAAACCGCCUAGUUUACUAUUCUAAAUCAAUGCAAGAGUGAUUGCAGCUUUGUGUUCAUUUGUUUGUUUGUUUGUCUGUUUGUUUCAAGAACCUGGAAAUAUUCCAGAAGAAGAGAAGCUGCUGACCAAUUGUGCUGCCAUUUCACUUUUCUAACCUUGAAUGCUGCCAGUGUGAAGUGGUAAACCGGGCACAGCUGAGUUAUGAUGUAAUCUCCCUGCAGCUGCCGGUCCUGAUUUGGUACUUUUGAGUAUGUAUGUGUGUGUGAGAGAGAGAGAGAUUCUGCGAUCUUUUAAGUGUUACUUUUUGUAAGCAAUAAGAAUAAUUGCAUUUGAAAGACUCGAGGUGAAUGGUAAAAUAACGCAUUUGUUCACUGAAGGUGAUUCACCAGAAUGGUCUUCUCAAAUUAGAAAGUUGAACCUAUGUCCCCAGCAUUUCUUUUCUGGCCAAGAAAGUUUUAUACAUGCAACAAAAGGAAAAAGAAUUCUAAUCUCUUUUAAGAGACCUGUUUUGUUUUUUCGUUUAAGCAUGCAUUCUGUUCGCUCUUCAAACAGCUGAAUUUACUUGUCUUUUUUAACCUUCUGUACAAUAUCAUCUUUAUUGUUUCCUUUGGGAAAUACCCUAUAGGCUUUUAUUACUUGCUAUAGAUUUAGGGAAUG